Quercus lobata is the source of this 1789-nucleotide messenger RNA. RefSeq names its product UDP-glycosyltransferase 79B9-like. Gene Ontology annotation, molecular function: UDP-glucosyltransferase activity. Bases 125 to 1504 code for a protein of 459 amino acids. The transcript has 2 exons. NCBI's taxonomy places the organism in Eukaryota, Viridiplantae, Streptophyta, Magnoliopsida, Fagales, Fagaceae. The record is from RefSeq and is a predicted model, not a curated record.
UGAAUCUAAUAAUAUUAGAUCCUCCUCCUCUAGGGAAAACCGGAUCAAGAAAGUAUACAUAUACAGCAGGGGAAAUCACUCGGAAUUCAAGCGACUUUAUACCAACAAAUAAGAUCAAGCAAAGAUGUCUACUUCCAGAAGCUCAAAACUUCAUAUAGCCAUGUUUCCCUGGUUUGCCUUUGGCCAUUUCACUCCAUUCCUCCACCUCUCCAACAAGCUUGCAGAGAGAGGCCAUAGGGUAUCCUUCUUACUUCCCAAAGGAGCACAAGCAAAGCUACAACAUCUCAACCAUUAUCCAAACCUUAUCAGCUUCUCUCCCCUUCUCGUUCCCCAUGUAGAUACCCUACCUCCUGGUGCCGAGACUGCCUCGGAUGUUCCUUUUUCACUUCAUAUGCAACUUGCUAUUGCUUUUAACCGAACCCAAAACCAAGUUGAAACCAUUCUUACCACUCUCAAGCCUCACUUCAUCUUCUUUGACUUCAGUUAUUGGCUGCCAGCCCUUGCACACCAACUUGGCACCAAGGCCAUACUCUAUUCUGUGGUAAGCGCGGCCGCAAUCACAUUCAUUAUGGUUCCCGCUAAGAAGAUGGAAAAGGAUAUGACUAAUGAAGAGCUAAUCCAACCGCCUUCAGGCUAUCCUUCUUUGACAGUGGGGUUAAAAUACAAGGAGUUCGAAAUUGCAACAGUAAAAAUACUUGCUGAAGAUCAAGGAACUGGGGUGCCCAUGUACUUUCGAAUUACAUCUAGCAUAAAAGAGAGUGAUGCGGUUGCCUUUAGAACAUAUCAUGAGGUUGAGGGCCCAUAUUGUGACUAUCUAAGGCAGCAGUACGCUAAGCCUGCGUUGCUAACGGGACCUGUCCUGACUGAAACACCAGAAACAAAGCUAGACGAAAAAUGGACUAAAUGGUUAUGCAAUUUUGAGCAAGGUACUGUGGUGUAUUGUGCAUUUGGGAGUCAAAAUAUACUACAAAAGGACCAAUUUCAAGAGUUGCUUUCGGGAUUCGAGCUAUGUGGGCAGCCAUUUUUGGUGGCUCUAAGUACUCCAGAUGAAUGCGCAACAAUUGAAGAAGCUUUGCCAGAGGAGUUCGUAGAGAGAGUUAAAGGGAGAGGGUGGGUGUAUGGGGGUUGGGUGCCACAAGCAUUGAUAUUGGAGCACCCAUCUGUAGGUUGUUCUGUGACCCAUUGUGGUUAUGGGUCCAUGUGGGAGUCUCUUCUUAGUGAUUGCCAAAUAGUAUGUGUUCCAUACAUUAAUGAUCAAAUUUUGAAUGCCAGAUUAAUGGUGGAAGAACUCAAGGUUGCAGUGGAGGUGGAGAGAGAAGAUAAUGGUUGGAUUUCAAAGCAGAAUUUGAGUGAGGCCAUUAUCUCUGUGUUGGACAAUAACAGUGAAGUAGCUGGGAUAGUGAAACAUAAUCAUGCCAAAUUGAAGGAGGUAAUUACUAGCGAAGGCAUGCAAGAGAGAUAUUUGGACACUUUCAUUCAGAGCCUACAAGGUCUUUUGGAUUGACUUGAGUGACUGUAUGAACUCAACUACAUCUUAAUCACUUUCACUUGCCCGAAGAAGAGCAGUAGAUGUUAGUUGUUGGCUGCUGCUAGAGUCCAGUGCACACAUGGCAAGUCCUACAUCAGAUGUGGAUUAUUAAGAGCUAUCUUUUAUUGAUUUUAUCUAUUGCUAUUAUUUUUUAUUUAAUGUGUUGAUGUUAUUGGUUUGAGUGCUCGUAGAGUCGUUGAUGAUUGAUUAAUGUGGGGUAACAUUUGAUGAUCCUUAUCAAUUAUCCAUAUCUUUUGCUUA